Xenopus laevis (African clawed frog) is the source of this 5280-nucleotide messenger RNA. RefSeq names its product serine/arginine repetitive matrix protein 1-like. Lineage: Eukaryota; Metazoa; Chordata; Amphibia; Anura; Pipidae. The transcript has 8 exons. The record is from RefSeq and is a predicted model, not a curated record. Bases 2196 to 4241 code for a protein of 681 amino acids.
ACAGCCUUUAUUUAGUGAAGUAUAAAUGACACUGGGGCCCUGCAGGGAAAUCUUGUGCCCCCGUGUGUAAGUGAAUAACACGAAGCCUGUAAUUAAGAAAUGACUCUCUCACCCUGUGUCACUUGUUUUGCCUCCUCUCCCCUGGUCUCCCACAGUAACAGCCCAUUGUCCACAUCCUUUAAUUGGCCCCAAAUUCAUUUUUACCCCCACAACUGAAACAUGACACCCCCAAAGCCACUUCAGAUACAGGCAGAGUCCUGCACAGCUGCAAGUGGGGUGUAGCCUGGGGCCACUGUUAGAGACCAAAGAGAAACAUGAAGACAGUAGAGCAAUGGCCCCAAUUACUGGGGCUCCCCCUUUUCUGGAAAAAAGAUACUGGCCUGCCUAUAUUUUUGUGGGUUUUCCCUAUGAAUAACAUUGGCAUCAGGCCAGGCUAGUAAAAUACCGGCUAGGUGGCAACUCUAGAUGGCAGUAGGAGCAAGAUGGAGACAGUAGAAGAAAUACGGCGGCAGAAGGAGCAAGAUGGAGACAGUAGGAGAAAGAUGGUGACAAUAUGAACAAGAUGGCGACAGCAGGAGAAAGAUUGCGGCAGAAGGAGCAAGAUGGAGUAGUAGGAGCAAGAUGGAGACAGUAGGAGAAAUAUGGCGGCAGUAGGAGCAAGAUGGAGACAGUAGGAACAAGAUGGCAAAAGUAGGAGAAAGAUGGUGGCAGUGGGAGCAAGAUGGCGACUGUAGGAGCAAGAUGGCGACAGCAGGAGAAAGAUUGCGGCAGUAGGAGCAAGGUGGAGUAGUAGGAGCAAGAUGGAGACAGUAGGAGAAAUAUGGUGGCAGUAGGAGCAAGAUGGAGACAGUAGGAGCAAGAUGGCGAAAGUAGGAGAAAGAUGGCGGCAGUAGGAGCAAGAUGGCGGCAGUAGGAGCAAGAUGGCGGCAGUAGGAGCAAGAUGGCGGCAGUAGGAGAAAGAUGGGGGAAGUAGGAGCAAUAUGGCGGCAGAAGGAUCAAGAUGGCAACAGUAGGAGAAAAAUGGUAGCAGUAGGAGCAAGAUGGAGACAGUAGGAGCAAGAUGGAGACAGUAGGAGCAAGAUCGCGACAGUAGGAGCAAGAUGGAGUCGUAGGAACAAGAUGGAGACAGUAGGAGAAAUAUGGCGGCAGUAGGAGCAAGAUGGAGACAGUAGGAGCAAGAUGGCGAAAGUAGGAGAAAGAUGGCGGCAGUAGGAGCAAGAUGGCGGCAGUAGGAGCAAGAUGGAGGAGGUAGGAGCAAUAUGGCGGCAGUAGGAGAAAGAUGGCAACAGUAAGAGAAAAAUGGUGGCAGUAGGAGCAAGAUGGAGUAGUAGGAGCAAGAUGGAGACAGUAGAAGAAAUAUGGCGGCAGUAGGAGCAAGAUGGAGACAGUAGGAGCAAGAUGGCACCAGUAGGAGCAAGAUGGCACCAGUAGGAAUAAGAACAGUUGGAGCAAGAUGGUGACAGUAGGAGAAAGAUGGUUACAGUAGAUAGCUACAGCAGGGCACAUCAGAAUCAAUAACAUUUUAUAUCAGUGUUGCCCAACCGGCAGCCCUCCAAGCACCCCCAAAGAGACAAAAGCUGAUGGGGUUAAUGGGAGUUGCAAUUGAAGACAUUUGUGGAUAUUUCUAUUACAGGUGUCCUCAGAUUCCUCAAGGGAUAAUAAUAGCUGCUACUUGUAGCUGGCUAGAAACAAAGGUUCUGUUAUUACCUAUUUGUAUACAGUGGGUCACUUUCUCUAUACGUACAAACCCAAAAAAAACAAAGUUUGUAGCCAACUACUAGUAGCAGCUACUAUUCCCCCACCCCACGAGACAUGAUCCAUAGAUGUAGAUAUAUAUAUACUGUAUAUAGACAUAUCCCCCUUUAUCCCUGAGCAGGGUGUUACUAAAAGCUUUUGAGCAGGAGAGCUGUGUCCAUUCUGUGCAACCAUGACAGCGGGGAACAACAAUCACACCCCAUAACUGCCUCUCACACCUACAGCCAAACACUAAACACUUGUGUUCCAGGAUGCAGGUAGGGGCGGAAUGUAGGUUCCCAGCAGAGAAGACGCAGAAAGAAAUGGGUGCUACAGGCUGGUGGGUGCAUUCCUGAUGAGGGGAAGCAGCACUGAAUACAGGAGAAGGUUACUGGAUAUGAUGCAGCCUGUUUGGUGUGAAAGAGUCAAAUACAGGGAGAAGGAGGAAGAAGAAGAAAUAUAUGUUGAUGGAAGUCUCUGGAAGAAACAUGAAAAGCUUGGACGGAUUCUACAAUGAACUUCGUCAAAAAUAUCCCAAUACUUUCAGUUUGGCGCCAGAGCUUGGAACAGGGAACAGGGAGAUCCAUAAACUGCCACAGCUUGAAUGUACAACACCUCUUCUGAGUCGACUCAACUUGCCAAAUGGAAUUUCUCCCCAGCGGGUGCCUCCGGACAGCCUCGUCUGCAAAGUCCAGAUUCUCAAAACACAACAUGGGCAGAAUAAGAAAUCCGAGAUGCCCCAACACACGGUCAUUAUCCAGGACAAAGCUGUACCUGUUCCAGCGGUGUCAAGAAGGGAUCACUUAGCUCCUGAGAAUGGAAUCACCUUCCGACUGCCUAGUCUAAGGGCUCAGGUGGAACAGAACAAAGCAGAACUAAGAAAUAGGCUUAAUACCCUAAAGGAAGGAGAUGGCCCAUUACAGACUGGCCAGAAUGGCAGUGCCACGGCGAGGCUAACAAGCCAGGGGAAGAACACUCAGAAUUAUUCCUCUAGUGAGAACAUUUUCAGCAGUCACACCAGUCGCUCUCCUACAAAGCCCGAUGUACUAGGAACCAUCAUGAAAGAACUGCUGCCCAGCAAACCAGGGAGGUUGACCAACCAGGUGUCUCUAAACAGCAGGGAGCAACCACACAGAAAUGGCCCAAGUGGAUGUGUCUCUGACAGUGACUCGGGGGUAUCUGCUUGUUCUCCAAUAAAAGUAUUCAGGCCAAAACUGAGGAGCCCACAAACACCUCCUGCUCCAAGUGAUAUUAAAAGGAACUUUACUUUCAAAUCCCAGGCCGCAUAUGGACCAGUUAAAGCCAAUCACGCCGUGAUUCCUGGACAACAGGUCCCACCCAUGAAGUUGUCAGAAAGCACUGAUUUGAGCCAGUCCAUAAAGAGCAGCUCCAUCAACUUCGGAGACAGGAUAAAACCACGACCACCAACAGCUCGAGUUAGAUUUGAGGAUGAAUCUGAGCAAGAGGCAGAGUCUCGCUACCAGGAAAGAUUUGUUAUAAAGAUGAAGGAAGCAGAGAAGUUUGACAAGAAAAGUUUAUCAAGUACCUCAACACCCUCAAUGGACAGUAACAGAAGAUCAAUGAAUAGUUUAUCAUGUCACUCAACACUCUCAAUGGACAGUAGUAGACGAUCUCUCACUAGUCCCACACCUCCAUCUCCAUCACAGAGUGACAGAGCACAGACUGGAACUCAACCAACCACCGGCCAUCCUUAUAGACGUCAACCGUUUCCACCAAGUGUAGCUAAGAAAGUGUUAAUCGAUGUACCCAGAAGUGGGCAACCUCAUAGGUACACUCUUUAUAAUGAGAGCUCUCGAGGAGAGAAGCUUAACAACCAGGUUCUGCCAAGAUCUAGUAAGGAACUGGCCUCUCAUCCUGGUGUCAGUAGGAAUUUUGCUACCAACAAUAGGGAGUUUAGGUCUAAAGAACAAAGCAUGUCUGAAAAGAAAGAAAGCGAUAAAGUGGAGCAAGGUAACCCACCGGUGAGGGCAAAAGUUGGAGAAACUGGAGAAGGUGUAGACAUAUCUAUUUACAGUAGAGUUAAGAAGAGCCUGCACGUUACUAGGAAGGUUAUGAGCCAGUCAGAGAAAAGUGAUCUGCUGAACAUAGACAUCCAGUUUGUCAGUGAGCUAGAGACCAGCCAAUCGCUACAGCUUCUUCCAAGAGGUCGUGGGCAAGAAAAAGUAGCGUUGGAUAGAAAUUCUCAUUCAGGAAGUAGCAGCCCUGUUCCGCUCAAAGAGUUUCUGCAAGGGGAAGGUGCUCCAACAAGUAGCAAGCGCAGUAAGAAGACAGAGGAACCCACCUCUGCAGGCCCACCAAUGAAUCGCAUGUUAAAGGCACCCCUUCUGCCCAUGAGGAUGAUGCAUUCAUUCCUGAAGAAAGGCCGAGCCAAAAAUUACAUGGUUCCUGUACCGCCUUCCCCUCGGCAGAUGCAGAGGUUAGAUCUGCACCCAGUAGUUUCUUGCUCCACUGCUCCAUUAUCUGAAAAACAAAAAGAGCAGACGUAGAGACUGCUGGGGGCCUUAUGAACUUAAAGGACCAGUGUAGGCAGGAGAACCUCAACCUUUGGUCAUUUUCCUGCCUAAGUCAACUCCUUGGCUGUUCUACUUCUUGGACCCUUGUGGAAUAGGGCGAGAUCACUAGUCUAGACACAGCAAUUGUGCUCUCCUACACUUAAAAAGCUGAACUUUCUUUUAAAAACCAAGAAGUUCUGCUCUUAAAUUAAUUUAUUGGUGUCUGGACGGCUGAACAGGGUGGCAGUUUCAGUAUAUCCGUGCCUUGGAAAUAAGCUUUUUAGCCUCUCUGCUGCUGAUUAGUGGGGGCUGGUAGCUGUGAGCAGUGGUUGGUGUGGGAGAAAGUGUGGGUGGUGGUGCAAUGUGAAUCAUAUGGGUUCCUGGUGGGCUCAAAGUACCUCAAUCUCAAUUGAUGGGCCAUGUUAUCAAAAAAAUAUUUAAAAGUCCCAAAUACUCGAAAUGACUCUUUCCUUUCAUGUCCCAACAGGUAAUUAUCAACUUACACCCUGUAGUAAGAGGAAGAAGUGUAAGACUGGAAUCAAAAGACCUUUUACCAAAAACACAAUAUACAGGGGAUAGUCAAUUGCUGUGGUUUCUGCUAUAGUUUGCCAAUAUCACCCAGACUGGGCAAAGACUGACCCAAAAUGAAAAUUUGCAUCCAUUUGCAAUCCAAUUGGCUUAUAAAGUGCAGACAGAAAAUCCAACCAGUCCAGUCUAAAUUGUACUGGAUUCUUCCCCAGCUGGACAUAAAAGCACCAACAUAAUUGGUAGCAGCUUCCCGGGUAUGAACCAUACUCAGAGUCUAAACAUCUUAUAAACCGGUCAAGUCUCUGUCUGCAAUGAGGCUCUGAAGAAGGUCUUAUUAUAUUAUGUAGAUGGAUAGAUGAUACCUUCCAGCUAUGUUUUACUACUCACUGUGCAUGUACAUUACCGUAUUUAGAUUUCACUUCUUAAUUAGUUUUUUACUGGAAUAUAUAUGUUGAUGGUGUAGUUUUGUAUCAUACUAGUGUUCAAUAAAAUGUAAAAAGCUGCA